UCAGCCUCACGUGGAAAACUAAAGUGAGUGUCUUUGACAAUAUGACAAUUUUAUAAAAACAUAUAAGUUUUGCUUAAGCGUUUAAAAAUGGCACUGAAAAGAUUAAAAACUAAAAAGUCCAAACGCUUAUCGGGGCGUUUAAAGCAUAAGAUUGAAAAAAAAGUACGUGAGCACACUAGGAAGGUUCGUAGGGAAACCAAAAAGAAUCCCAAGAAAGGAAGCAAGAAGCAAAAACUUAUACAAAUACCAAAUAUUUGUCCUUUCAAGGAAGAUAUACUUAAAGAAGUAGAGGAAGCUAAAAAACGCCAAGAAGAGGAACGCAAUCGUCGCCGCGAGGCUUUUAAGAAACAAAGAAAUGACAACAAAAUAAAAAAUCUUCAAGAUUUGGUUGAAGAUGCGGCUGUUCGCAGCGAGGUGCAUUCGUCUACUAAUUUAGAUAGUAUUGUUGAUGAGAAAGCAUAUAGCACGGGCGGUAAUAAGGAACAGUCACUUAAGCAGUACUUCAAAGAAUUUAAAAACGUAAUUCAGAAUGCUGAUGUCAUUUUGGAAGUGGUUGACGCUCGUGAUCCCCUUGGAACCCGAUGCAGCGAAGUUGAGCAAGCCGUAAGGUCAUCGCCCGGUAAUAAGCGACUGGUUUUAAUAUUAAACAAAGCUGAUUUGGUACCACGCGAAAAUUUAAACAGCUGGAUUCGGUAUUUUCGUCGUUUUGGGCCAGUAACCGCUUUUAAAGCCUCAACCCAAGAUCAGUCUUCAAAAUUGGGUCGUCGAAAGUUAAAUCAGACUAAAACAGAAAAAGCUAUGCAAGGAUCAGUAUGUGUAGGAGCCGAGUUGUUAAUGUCAAUGCUUGGAAACUAUUGCCGUAAUAAAGGCAUUAAGACGUCAAUUAGAGUUGGUGUUGUUGGUAUACCAAAUGUUGGUAAAAGUUCUAUAAUAAAUUCUUUGACUCGUGGUAAAACUUGUUCCGUUGGUUGCACUCCUGGUAUCACAAAAGUAAUGCAGGAAGUAGAACUUGAUUCGAAGAUAAAACUUAUAGAUUGUCCUGGAAUUGUAUUUACGAAUUUCGGGAAAGCAAACACAGAGGCAGUUGUUUUAAAGAACGCCCAACGUGUAGGUGAUGUUAAAGAUCCUUUUACUGUUGCCGAAAGUGUGCUAAAGCGUGCUAGUAAAGAUUAUUUUUGCAAACUUUACGAUAUUACCGAAUAUGAUAGUUUUGAAGAAUUUUUCGCUAAAAAGGCUGCUCGAAUGGGCAAGUUUUUGAAAAAAGGUGUACCAGAUGUUGUCGCUGCAGCCCGUAGUGUACUUAAUGACUGGAACAGCGGCAAAAUUAAAUACUGUACUCAACCGCCUGAAGAAGAGCAAAGAAACGAUAUCCAUCUUAGUGCUGCUAUUGUACAUUCCGAUGCUCGCGAAUUUGAUGUGGACAAUUUCGAGGCGAUGGAAACGGAAAUUCUCAACAAAUUUGAUGUUAAAAGUGAUGAAGUCAUGCAAAUUAUUUCAAGCGGGCCUGUAGAAAUGGCGAUAAAUGAUACUGAUUUGAAGCAAACUGGCAAAGUCAUAAUAAAUGAAAAUCUCACCGCAGGUAAAAAACGUAAGCUAAAGGAAACAAGUGAAGAAUCGAAAGUGGAUCCUGUAAUGAAUUUGGAAGGUAAUCAGACACUUAAUAAAAAUGUAAAAGAUCAAAUAAAAAAGCGAAAAAAGCAGAAUGCGCGCAGUGAAAAAAAGAUUUCCCAAAUUACUGAUGUACUUGAUGGGUUUAGUUUGGAGACGGGUACGGAUGACAAAUAUGACUUCAACGAAGAUUACCCAAUCGAUUCAGCGCAAUAGUAGUCAUACGGACAACCUUAA
Messenger RNA from Ceratitis capitata (Mediterranean fruit fly), 1845 nucleotides. RefSeq names its product guanine nucleotide-binding protein-like 3 homolog (gene Ns1). The transcript is spliced from 6 exons. Gene Ontology annotation, molecular function: GTP binding. Bases 88 to 1824 code for a protein of 578 amino acids. Lineage: Eukaryota; Metazoa; Arthropoda; Insecta; Diptera; Tephritidae. The record is from RefSeq and is a predicted model, not a curated record. Gene Ontology annotation, cellular component: nucleolus.